Messenger RNA from Etheostoma spectabile (orangethroat darter), 5072 nucleotides. RefSeq names its product zinc finger, BED-type containing 4 (gene zbed4). The record is from RefSeq and is a predicted model, not a curated record. Bases 485 to 4237 code for a protein of 1250 amino acids. Lineage: Eukaryota; Metazoa; Chordata; Actinopteri; Perciformes; Percidae. The transcript is spliced from 2 exons. Gene Ontology annotation, molecular function: protein dimerization activity; DNA binding.
CAUGUUCCUUCCGUCCGACGCUGUGUGGAGCUGCUCCGGCCGAACGUGAACUGCUAGCAGACAAAAGCAACAAAGUGAACCCCCCUCCGGAUCAAUCAAAUGUGUCAUAUUUAACUGUUUAAGAACCGAAACCAAGUGAUCACACCGUCAUACUUCACAGUAAGUAUGCUGAGCACGUGUACAUGUCUGAGGAGGGUUUAAUGUGACCUGGACGUCGUGGUGAGAGGUGGCCUGAUUCGGAUCCCGUGUGGUUCUUGUGUUGCCACGGCUGGGUUCUGCCUCGCCAGGUUGUGUGGGGGAGAGGUGGGACUACUUCAGUCAUAAAUGGAGAGGGACAAGCAGGCACCCUAUGUCCCGGGCAGCCACACACUCCUCACAACACCUGCGUGAGUGCUGCAGUGUCGAUGACUACACCUGAACAAAUAAAUUACAUUUGACAACGCAGACCUGACUAUUCUACUACACACACCCUUGGGCUGCUGCCAUGGAUGGGGAGGAAGAGGUGUCUCACAAGCGUGAGGAUACGGUCAGUGAAUCUAAUGGCUCCAUGGAAAGUAAAAAGAGAGAAGCCAAAGGGACCUGCCUAAAAAUUGAGGGUCAGGAUGGCUAUGUGUUCAAAUCCUACAGCAUUAACCCUCAUGACACUGUGGAUGCAAAGUCCCCUGCUUGUUCCUCAAUAACACUGGAUAAAGACUCUCCCCCUUCCUCUCCUCAGGAUGACAAACAGUUGGAGUCGGACAAAGCAAGUGAGACUGACCCAGCUUCCCCCACCCUUUCAAACAAAUGCCUAAACACUGACACUGUGGGAAAUAUGGAGAGUCAAAGUUAUGAGAAUGGAAAUGAAGCAAGUCAAGAUAUCAAAGGGGAGAGUGGGGAUGCAAACGGAAUGGAUGAGGACGAUGGAUUUGGUAGCUCUGUUGGCCCUUUUGUGACUAGAGAUGGUGAUGAGUAUAGUAAUUUACUAAGUGGAUACACAAGCACCCUUUAUGAUGUUGCCAUGGACGCUGUCACUCAGAGCCUUCUCUCAUCUAUGAGAAGUAAUACCAACCCGAGGAAAAAAUCUCCUGCAUGGAACCAUUUCUGCAUAUCACCGCGAGACAGUACCAAAGCAAUCUGUUUAUACUGCAUGAAAGAGUUCAGCCGGGGUAAGAAUGAGAAAGACCUCAGUACAAGUUGUUUAAUGAGGCACGUACGAAGGGCUCACCCCACUGUGCUUUUACAAGACGGAGCCGACGCAUCCUCAAAUAAUCUGACCAGCUCCCUUGCCUCAUCUUUGAUACCUCCAUCCCCAAACUCACCAAAAAACGGAGACUUGACCAAUAGCGUCAUUUCUUCUGCCUCAAAGAACACUUCACCGUCCACCUCCUCAGCUGAAAAUUCAGAUCUGUCAUCCAAAGAAGUGUUACCCAAAGUUGAACCAAAACUAGAACUGUAUGCCAACAUUGAUGCCGUUUGCAGCUCGCUCUCAUCCUCACAUUCCAAUGACAACAACCUUGAAGAUAUGUCAGACAGUGGGCCUGAGCGCCUCCCUGGGACCCCAAAAAGCUCAAGUUCCCGCCGGAGAUCCGCUGUAUGGAAACACUUCUACCUGUCACCUGCUGACAAUUCCAAAGCAGUAUGUAUCCAUUGCAUGAAUGAAUUCAGCAGGGGUAAAAAUGGGAAGGAUCUAGGGACAAGCUGUCUUAUUCGCCACAUGUGGAGAGCCCACAAAGAGGUUGUCAUUGAGGAAAACGGACAAGGCAAUCACAUUCCCCCACCCUAUACCAACCCGCCUUCACUGCUGUCCCGCACUCAUCUACCUGAGCCUCUGGAAGUAAAAAAAGAAUUUACCCUUCUUCCAUCCUCACCAGAAACCAUAUCAGAUGAACUACCCCAAAGCUUGGAGGACCGCAUGGAUAUAAAAGAGGAAUCUGAUGAGGUGAUGCAUCUCUCGGAGCAGGAAACCUCUCUCAAUCUGUCCUUCAAAACUCAGGGGGAUACAUCCCUAACUUCCUCACCAUGCGACCUCUCGGAGGGCCCCAGCCUCAAUCAGGAUCAUUCCGUUUUCCAGCAAAACAAGAAGAUCAUGAAACGGGUGAAAUCUGAAGUGUGGCACCAUUUCAUAGUGUCCCCAGUGGACCAGUUAAAAGCACUGUGCCGUUACUGUCCAUGUGUCAUCAGUCGGGGGAAACGCGGCGACUUUGGUACAAGCUGUCUGAUGAGGCAUCUGAUGAGACGCCACCCAGACGUCCUCAAAAACCAAAAAAGCACAGAUGAGAAGGAAUCCUCCCCUCAUCCUUACACCAAUCUCACCGCAACGGACGCAGUUUCAACCAAAGAAACUGAGAGCCCUGCCAGUGAGAAAAAGCCCCAAACACUGCCCGUUUUCAGUAAAAAGACGUCAAAACUGUGGAACCAUUUCUCCAUUUCACCCACUGACCCCACAAAGGUGGUUUGUUUGCACUGUGGCCGCACAAUUAGCCGAGGCAAAAAGACUACAAACCUUGGCACAAGCUGCCUCUUCAGGCACAUGCAGAGGUUUCAUGGACAUGUUCUUGAAAGUAACAAUACUAUCUCAGGUGAUGUGCCGUCUGCUGAAAUUCAUGUUAAACAAGAGCUCAUGGACACUUCCGUUUAUGAAACGGAACAGAGCCGUGAGAGGUUUGAUGAACACCACCCAGUUGCCAAAAAAAUCACCAAACUAAUCGCAGAAAUGCUCGCACUGGAUCUUCAGCCAUCAGCUGUGGUGGAGAAUGCUGGACUAAACCGACUGCUAGAGUACCUCCAGCCUCAGUAUUCUCUACCACCUUCUUCCUACUUUACCAGUACUGCCAUACCAGACAUGUACGAACGGGUGAAGGACGUUGUGCUGACCCACCUGAAAGAGGCUGAAGGUGGUGUUGUCCACUUCACAACGAGUAUCUGGGUCAGUAGCCAGACAAGGGAAUACCUGACCCUCACUGCCCACUGGGCAACGUACGAGUCAAGUGUCAGGCCCCAGGGUCAGGACUUCCACUGCUCUGCUCUCCUAAGUGUCUCACAAAUAGACUGUGAUCACGAUAUGCAGGACAUCCCAAAGCAGCUGGAGUAUCUGUGGGAUUCCUGGAUCACCUCAUCAGGGUUGAAAAAGGGGUUCACUGUAACUGAUAACAACACCAUCAGAAACACCUUGGAGGACCAUGGCCAUGUCACCAUGCAGUGUUUUGGACACACUAUAGACCUCAUUGUUAGCGAAGCCAUAAAGAGCCAGAGAAUGGUUCAGAACCUUCUGAGUAUUGCACGAAAGAUCUGUGAACGUGUGCAUCGCUCGGCAAAGGCCAAGGAGAAGCUGGCUGAGCUCCAGAGGGUGCACCAGCUGCCCGAGAACCAACUCAUUCAGGAUGUUCCUUCCAAAUGGAGGACCUCCUUUUUCAUGCUGGAGCGGCUGGUGGAACAGAAGAAAGCCAUCGACGAGAUGUCGAUCGAGUGCAAUUUCAGGGAAAUGAUCAGCUGCGAUCAGUGGGAGGUGAUGCUGUCGGUCUGCAAUGCACUGAAACCUUUCGAAGUUGCCUGCAGGGAGAUGAGCAACCGCACUGCCACUCUGGGACAAGUGAUACCACUCAUUCACAUCCUCAACAGAAAGAUAGACCUGCUGUUUGAUGAAACUGUGGGCAUAGACAACAUGCUCAAGUCUCUAAAGGAAGCCAUGGUGAGCAAAAUGUCGGCAACUCUGCACGACCCACGAUACACCUGGGCGACCAUGCUGGACCCACGAUACAAGACGUCGUUGUUCACAGAGGAAGAAGCUGAGCAAUGCAAACUAGAUCUGAUCCGAGAGCUGGACUUGUUCUUGACUACCUCAGUUGUAGUUCAGCCUCCGCUGCCCAAUGGCUGCAAUGAGGCCCCCUUGUCGUCCACCACCUCCCACCCAAACAAAGACAACCUCUGGUCCCUUAUGGCCGACAUCCGACAAAAGAUAAAACACGAGGAGAAGCCAAAGUCCUCGGAGCUUGCAGUGCUUGAGUACCUUGAGGAAGAUAUACUCGAUCAAAGCUGUGACCCCCUUGACUAUUGGAACCUGAAAAAGUUGCUGUGGCCCAAUCUUGCCAAAGUAGCCGCCCGUUAUGUGGGCUGCCCUCCCAGCAUCGUCCCAGCAGAGACACUGUUCAGCACAGCUAGUGUCAACUGUGCCCUAAAUCAGCCCAGGCCUUUACUGGAAAACAUCGAGGGUCUGCUGUUCCUCAAAGUCAACCUCCCUUUGAUUUAUUUUCAGUACUGAUUAUUGCUGAGCAUUAACUUAAUCCCUUUUUUAUCAAGGACCAAGUUGCAUAGCUGUGAAAUGGGGGGGGGGGGGGGGGGGGGGGGGGGGGGGGUCUGUUGGAGAACAUGUAAAAUAUUGAUCUAUACACUGAUUGAUUCUCACUCCAAAUUUGGAGGUUUUAUUUUAUUCUGUGUACUACUGUUAAACACUUUGGAGCUGUUAUGAAAUGUCUCAGUCCAAAGUGUAUCAGGGAGGGAGGGCUUUUCUAGCUGUAGGGGUUGGUGAUAAUGUGUUUGCUUGUAAAUCAAUGUUUUUUGUUUUUUUUUAGUUUUCUGUGUCUACUCUCUCCUUGUGCCUUAUUCAAAACUACUUCAGGUCAAAAUGCUGUAAAUAUUCUGUUAAAUUGCGCAGAUCACGUCAGGAUGCUUUUUGAUUAUUGUGUAUUACAGAUAGAUGCAGAGUUGUUUUCUGAAUGAUGGCCCAGAAAUAAAUGCUGUGACUGAAAGAUGUUUUAAGUUAAUGUUAUUUAAUUUUCAUUGUGGAUUUGUGGCUCAUGGUACUGUCAUUUAGAAAAAGACUUUUUUACUUGCUGAAAUGUUUUUAAUAAGAUCAUGUAUAAUAUUGCUGUAUUUUCAGAAUAAGCAGUUUGUUUGGAAUAUACAAUUUGUCUCUUAAGCACAAUUUAAGUUUUAUGUCCAGGGGAUUAAAUUAUGGGUUUAUCGAGUAAAAUAAUGUACUGUACAUUUUUAUAUUAAAUGACUUCUGAACCUAAUUUGAUAAAUGUUUUAGCAUUGAGACUGGAACCAAGCUAAUGUUGUGGUCAUUUUUAAAUAAAGGUUUUCCUUAUGCAAUA